AUGUCGAUUGUGGCCGAUCAGGUCCGCCGUCUGGAUGCACGGAUAGACCGCGUCUCUCUGGUGCCCCUGACGCACGCCCAGGACCAAGAUGUCGAACUGCAGACCGUCGACGGCGCGACGGCCUCGGCGCUGGCCUCGCCUCGCCUCAACGAACUGCUGGGCAUCGUCAAGGCCCUGUCGUCCGGAUCUGUCUCGGGCGCCCAUCUCUCGUCGGCGCGAAUCCAGAGGUUACUGCGGCAGUCCGGGCUUGCGGAAGAACUUUCGGUGGAACACCUCGAGGCCAAGUCCCACUAUGAGACUGACGUAGAGUGGCUCCUGGUGGGAAAAGCCACUGUGCAGACCUACGGCCUUCUAAUGAGCACCCUCCUUGACCAGAUCGUGCCCUUGAGCGACGACAUCUGGUACUGGGACGAGGUCCUAUCUUCGUACCCGUACAGCUUUGCAUACACCGUACAGACGUCGCCGCUGCGCAUGUGGAGAUGGUCGAAAGAGGUCUACUUGGACAGCGUAGACCGCUUCCAACGCUUGUACCGGGAUGAAUUAACCGCCCAAGCGUCUGAGACGGACGACCUGUUGUCGACUCAGACGGAUGGAAGUGGUGCCGGCCGGAAGACCAGAAGGCUCCAGGCUCUGUAUCCGUCGUUGUCGAGACACUGGCGCCAGUUUUACGGUAUCGUAAGGCAAAGCGUCGCCGAGCGGUCUAUCGCAGACAUACAACGCAAGAUUCUCUCUCGAGUGGACAUCGGCCGCUCAGAGGCCCGCAGCAAGCAGAAACGACUACGAAGACUGCGGGAACUAACCGCCACCGGACUGGGCGUGCUUCUAGACGAGGGACUCAACUUCGGCAUCACUGAAGACACGCACAGUGACGAAUGGAAAGGACUUCUGGAGCGGAGCGUUGCCCUCAUGGACAUGAUACUGCAAUCUGUCCUCUUCCUGGAUCUCUCCGUCUCUGAAUUCGAAGACAAGGUCUUCGCCGGCGUCGAAGAGGAUCCGGAACUCUCGGUCCACACCGAGGACGCCCAUCCAGCCGAAAGACCCGCUGUUCUCGCGCGUCGGUUGCUCGGGCUGCUGGAACAAGGUCUGCCCAAUCACCGGGCCGCCGUCGAAGACCUCGCCCGCGAGCAUGGACGGCCGUCAUGGCUGGUCAGAUAUUGGCUCCCGGCUGCUGCCCUCCUCGUCUCAUCUUCCACAAUCCUCCGCAUCCUCGUUAUCAAGCAAGACGACAUUAUCAACUGGAUCCGCAACUUCGGCACGACCGUACGCGACUUCUGGUUCAACUGGGUCGUCGAACCAGUCCGCAAGGUCAUCGGCACAAUUCGGCACGACGCCAACAGUGAGAUUGCCAUCAUGAGCCGGGACAGCCUCAAGGCCGACCGCGACAGCCUCGAGAGGAUGGUAGUGGAGUUCGCCAUCGACAACCCCGAUAUCGCCGUCGGUAGCUCAUCUAUCACGGAGCUCGAAAUCGGCGAGAUCCGGUCCAAGGUCAAGGAGGGAGAUGUGACGCCAGUCCUUAAGGCGUACGAGAAGGACCUGCGGCGGCCUUUGGUGGGCGCCAUAAGAGGCGACCUGGUUCGAUCGUUGCUCAUUCAGGUCCAGAAGACCAAGGUCGAUCUUGAAGUGGCGAUCAGCGGCAUCGAUGCGUUGCUGAAGAGCCAGGAGUUAGUGUUUGGUUUUGUCGGACUUACUCCUGGUGUUUUAGUCUCGAUCGGUGUGUUCCAAUACCUCAGGACGCUCUUUGGCAGCCGCAAGGGCAUGCGCCAAGGCCGGCGUAUCCGGCGUAGCGUCCGCGUGCUGAGGAGGAUUGAUAGGAUCCUGUCCGAGGCGACGACUUCGCAGAACAACAUCAUAUCUUAUCGUGACCACGGCCUCUUGGUGUGUGAGGUUCACGUGCUGCGCGGCCUGGCGCAUGGUGUUCUGCCAGGUGACAUCGAAAAGGAAUUCAUAGAGGAUUUGGAUGAGCUGGCGAACCUCAAAGGGAUUCAGGUACAGAUGAAGGCGUUGGAGAGGAUCCGGUGGGCGUACGCCGAGUGGUUGAGCAAGAUGAAAUAG
Thermothelomyces thermophilus ATCC 42464 is the source of this 2052-nucleotide messenger RNA. RefSeq lists its product as uncharacterized. Gene Ontology annotation, cellular component: mitochondrial outer membrane. The coding region runs from base 1 to 2052 and encodes 683 amino acids. The record is from RefSeq and is a predicted model, not a curated record. NCBI's taxonomy places the organism in Eukaryota, Fungi, Ascomycota, Sordariomycetes, Sordariales, Chaetomiaceae. The transcript has 3 exons.